Messenger RNA from Kogia breviceps (pygmy sperm whale), 995 nucleotides. It is a transcript of the gene MED7, whose product is annotated as mediator complex subunit 7. Gene Ontology annotation, biological process: regulation of transcription by RNA polymerase II. Gene Ontology annotation, cellular component: mediator complex. Lineage: Eukaryota; Metazoa; Chordata; Mammalia; Artiodactyla; Physeteridae. Gene Ontology annotation, molecular function: transcription coregulator activity. The record is from RefSeq and is a predicted model, not a curated record.
AAAGUACAGAAAUCCUCCGCGACGGCACACCCCGCAGCCGCAGCCAAAUUGCUGGAAGGCGGCAGGCUGCGCGGGGUCUGUUGAGGAGGUGGGGGGCUGUGCGCAGGCGCAGAUAGCAAGCCAUUGGUCAGAGGCGGGCCUAGAGCCUCGGUUAAAGGACAGCUCUUUCACCCAAUCAAGGGACAGCGUCAGAGGCUUCUUCCUGGAAGAGGAGGUCGGAAGUUGGGUCUCGGCGGCGGUGGCGAAGGCAGCUACCAGUAUAAACCCGGGGCUGAGGUUCUUGAUCUUCCACAAUGGGUGAGCCACAGCAAGUAAGCGCCCUCCCACCCCCUCCGAUGCAGUACAUCAAGGAGUAUACAGAUGAAAAUAUUCAGGAAGGCCUCGCUCCCAAACCUCCACCUCCAAUAAAGGACAGUUAUAUGAUGUUCGGCAACCAGUUCCAGUGUGAUGAUCUUAUCAUCCGCCCUUUAGAAAGUCAGGGUAUCGAACGGCUUCAUCCUAUGCAGUUUGAUCACAAGAAAGAACUGAGAAAACUCAAUAUGUCUAUCCUUAUUAAUUUCUUAGACCUCUUAGAUAUCUUGAUAAGGAGCCCUGGGAGUAUAAAACGAGAAGAGAAGCUAGAAGAUCUUAAGCUGCUUUUUGUACAUGUACAUCAUCUCAUAAAUGAAUACCGACCCCACCAAGCAAGAGAGACCUUGAGAGUCAUGAUGGAGGUGCAGAAACGUCAACGCCUUGAGACAGCUGAGAGAUUUCAAAAGCAUCUGGAACGAGUCAUUGAGAUGAUUCAGAAUUGUUUGGCUUCUUUGCCUGAUGAUUUGCCCCAUUCGGAAGCAGGGCUGAGAGUAAAAACUGAACCAAUGGAUGCUGAUGAUAGCAACAAUUGUGCUGGACAGGAUGAACAACAAAGAGAAAAUUCAGGUCAUAGGAGAGAUCAGAUUAUAGAGAAAGAUGCUGCUUUGUGUGUCCUAAUUGACGAAAUGAAUGAAAGACCGUGA